AGUGCUCUCGCGUUUCUUUUUGGGGGCAUAAAAAAAGAAGGCAGUCCGUUUAGUUACAGCAGAGAUGACGCCACUCCGAUCCUGAGAGUCCCUAGCGAGCCAGGGCUAGUGGACAGUGGGGGCGGGACGAAUUACUUCUCCCAUCAUGCCAAGGAGCAGGCCCGCGCGUCCCACCCUGGGAGUUGUAGUCUCCUGUCCCUUGAAUCCAACGGCAUUCUCAGCGUGUGAACUCUGUUACCCAGAAGUCUUCUCAGGUCCUCCACCGAAGCUGGAAUUCCUUGGUUAAUUGUUCUCUCUGGCUAUUAGCGGAACCUGUUAGUGUGGCCCACGAAGGUCAGCGGAGCUGCGCGAGGCUAGUUGCUAAGCAAGAGGACCUUCGGUCAACUGCCACCUGGGCCUCGACGAGAGGAAGUCUCAAAUUCGUCACUACCCCGAAGUCCCUGCCAUGCCUCACAUCGACAACGACGUCAAACUGGACUUCAAGGAUGUCCUGCUGAGACCCAAACGCAGUACCCUUAAGUCUCGAAGUGAGGUGGAUCUCACAAGAUCCUUUUCAUUUCGGAACUCAAAGCAGAUGUACACUGGGAUCCCCAUUAUCGCUGCCAAUAUGGAUACUGUGGGUACCUUUGAGAUGGCCAAGGUUCUUUGUAAGUUCUCCCUCUUCACGGCUGUCCAUAAACACUACAGCCUCGAGCAGUGGAAAGAGUUUGCCAGCCAGAACCCUGACUGUCUUGAGCAUCUGGCCGCCAGCUCGGGCACAGGCUCUUCUGAUUUUGAGCAGCUGGAACAGAUCCUCGAUGCUAUUCCCCAGGUGAAAUACAUAUGCCUGGACGUUGCCAAUGGCUACUCUGAACACUUUGUUGAAUUUGUAAAGGAUGUGCGGAAGCGCUUCCCCGAACACACCAUCAUGGCAGGGAAUGUAGUAACAGGAGAGAUGGUGGAAGAGCUGAUCCUCUCUGGGGCUGACAUCAUCAAAGUGGGAAUUGGACCAGGCUCUGUCUGUACCACCCGGAAGAAAACCGGAGUGGGGUAUCCACAGCUGAGUGCGGUGAUGGAGUGUGCAGAUGCUGCGCACGGUCUCAAAGGCCACAUCAUCUCGGAUGGAGGUUGCAGCUGUCCCGGCGAUGUGGCCAAGGCUUUUGGGGCAGGGGCUGACUUCGUGAUGCUGGGUGGCAUGCUGGCGGGGCACAGUGAGUCAGGUGGUGAGCUCAUCGAGAGGAAUGGCAAGAAGUACAAGCUCUUCUAUGGAAUGAGUUCUGAAAUGGCCAUGAAGAAGUAUGCGGGGGGCGUGGCUGAGUACAGGGCCUCAGAGGGAAAGACUGUGGAGGUGCCCUUUAAAGGGGCUGUAGAGCACACCAUCCGGGACAUCCUUGGAGGGAUCCGUUCUACCUGCACCUAUGUGGGAGCAGCUAAGCUAAAGGAGCUGAGUCGGAGAACUACCUUCAUCCGUGUCACCCAGCAGGUGAAUCCCAUCUUCAGUGACGAGAGCUAGACCUGACAAUUCUGCCCUCCCAGGGCACCAGCACCCCUUCUGCAAUUCCCAACUCCUAGGACUCUUACUUGGUCAUUUCCUACCCUCUCUCUGCUGAGGGCUCCUGCAGUGAUUCUGCACUUAUCUAUCUGCACGUGCAAAAUGCCCAGGGUACUCACUGGGGAGGAAGCAAGGAAGGCAGGCUGAGAAAAUGAAGUAAGAUAAUCAAACAGGAAUCUGGGGACCCGGCAUUCUGAAGAUUAUUAAAAGGAAGAGAUGCUGAUUCAUACAUAAGGGCUUUAUGUGGGCUUGGUCUGGAAGAGACAGGUCUUUAGAAUCAUGUUUUGUUCAUCAGAUUCAUUAAAUAGAAUCUGGAAUAUCUACAAAGCUCAGAAGUGUUUAUAUAUUUUAAGUACCUCAAUAAAGAGAAAUCCCAGAG
Sus scrofa (pig) is the source of this 1910-nucleotide messenger RNA. It is a transcript of the gene GMPR2, whose product is annotated as guanosine monophosphate reductase 2. Gene Ontology annotation, cellular component: GMP reductase complex. Gene Ontology annotation, molecular function: GMP reductase activity; IMP dehydrogenase activity. NCBI's taxonomy places the organism in Eukaryota, Metazoa, Chordata, Mammalia, Artiodactyla, Suidae. The record is from RefSeq and is a predicted model, not a curated record. Gene Ontology annotation, biological process: purine nucleotide biosynthetic process.